Merops nubicus (carmine bee-eater) is the source of this 638-nucleotide messenger RNA. It is a transcript of the gene RAD51, whose product is annotated as RAD51 recombinase. The record is from RefSeq and is a predicted model, not a curated record. Gene Ontology annotation, cellular component: condensed nuclear chromosome. The annotation marks the transcript as partial. NCBI's taxonomy places the organism in Eukaryota, Metazoa, Chordata, Aves, Coraciiformes, Meropidae. The transcript has 6 exons. Gene Ontology annotation, biological process: chromosome organization involved in meiotic cell cycle; reciprocal meiotic recombination; DNA repair. Gene Ontology annotation, molecular function: double-stranded DNA binding; single-stranded DNA binding; ATP binding.
AUGGCCAUGCAGCUGGAGGCCAGCACCGACACCUCAGCAGAGGAGGAGAGCUUUGGGCCACAGCUCAUCGCCCGCCUGGAGCAAUGUGGCAUAAAUGCAAAUGAUGUGAAGAAACUGGAGGAAGCUGGAUUCCACACCGUGGAGGCUGUUGCUUAUGCACCAAAGAAGGAGCUCCUAAAUAUUAAAGGCAUCAGUGAGGCCAAAGCUGACAAAAUCUUGGCUGAAGCAGCAAAGCUGGUUCCAAUGGGCUUCACCACAGCCACAGAAUUCCACCAGCGAAGGUCAGAGAUUAUCCAGAUCACCACUGGGUCCAAAGAGCUUGAUAAACUCCUUCAGGGAGGAAUAGAAACAGGGUCCAUUACAGAGUUGUUUGGGGAGUUCCGCACUGGGAAGACCCAGUUGUGCCAUACCCUGGCAGUGACCUGUCAACUGCCCAUCGACCGGAGCGGCGGCGAGGGCAAGGCCAUGUACAUCGACACCGAGGGCACCUUCCGCCCCGAGCGCCUGCUGGCCGUGGCUGAGAGGUACGGCCUGUCUGGCAGUGACGUCCUGGACAACGUGGCCUAUGCCCGAGGCUUCAACACAGACCACCAGACCCAGCUGCUGUACCAGGCCUCUGCUAUGAUGGCAGAGUCACG